GUAGAUUGCAAUCAUUAACUUCAAUUUUGGCCAAUAAAUAACAAUGCAUAUAAGAAAGAAGAAACCGCACUACCUUCAACACCAUAUUCUAUACACGUUUUUCUUGUAUCUCCUGCUUUUGGUGAGUGCCAAAUGGGUCUCACUUCCAAUUUUCCACAUUGAUGUCCUUACAAUUUUCACACUACUUGAUAUUUAAUACCUAUGCACACGCGUGAUGAACAAGAAUUUAUCAGAACCAUGAUUCAUGCUGAAAAACAAAAAUCUGAAACAGAAACACCAACCCACUGCCAAAGUUUUGGGACCAUAAUGAAGACGUCUCAGGAUUGAGAGGACCAAAGAAAAAUUAAAUCAGUGAAGGCUGACGCGGCUCCCAUCCCAGGCCUCAAGAAACUUCGGAGCCAUACCUAAGCUGCCACCAGGCACCACCUCCUUCGCCACCCGUAAAAUCUAAAGACACACGUGUCAUUCUCCAGAUUAAUCCUCUUCUGUCCCCGUGAAAGCUUCCAUCUUCGCCACUUUCCUCAAUAUUUUUUCUCUCUAUUACCAUCAAUCAUUUGUCACCCUCUCUUCAUAUUUCUUACACGUGUCUCACACGUGUAAGCCCAUCUUCAACCUGUCCAAUUAGAGUUAACAUUUCUGGUGGUUAGCGCCACUUGAGGUCUUAAGAUGGUCCUCACCCUGACCCUCCCCUGUUUUAAUGUAUUUAACUAUUUAUCCCCAACACCUAACUUGUUCGUUUCAGGCUGCUGAAGCUCUUUCUCUCUCUCUGCUUCUUUUCUUUUUAUGUGGAGGCAAAUUGCUUGCUUCUUUGGUUUCUUCUCUUCCACUUCUUAGCAAUCUAGCAACGGAAGGUGAUUUUCCUUCGUGGGUUUUCUUCGUAUGGGGCUCUCAAGUUUUCCUAGUGCAUCUGAAGGGGUGCUUCCGGUGCUGGUUAUGAACACGGUUCUAUCUGUGGCUCUGUUGAAGAACAUGGUCAGGUCUGUUUUCCAAGUGAUGGGUGCUAAUUGGACUCUUGAAAAUUACGAGCAAGACGAAGACCCAGAUGAGUAUCCUCAAGAACAUGCAGGAGAGAGAAGAAUAUCGAUAACCCAGUUUAAGUCCUUGACCAACAAUAGUGGAAGUGGCAGUGAUGGUGGUGGUGAGAGUGGUCGGAGAGGUGGUGCUACGGUGGAAUGUUGUGUGUGUCUAUGUAGAUUUGAAGCUGACGAGGAGGUGAGUGAACUGUCUUGCAAACAUUUCUUCCACAAAGGGUGCUUGGACAAGUGGUUUGACAAUAAACAUAGUACCUGUCCUCUUUGUCGAUCAACUCACUAAUUGAUGGAAAUUUUUGUCCUAAAUAGAUGUUUAGGAUUUUGUGGGAGAAUAUUUUUGUUCACUUUUUCGUAGCUUUGCUUGGCUUUUUUUGUGGUUGAUUUUUUAGCAAAAUUUGUUAAAGCAUAUUACAUGACAAUAUCUAUUGUCUUGCCUUCUUUGUAUCUAGCAAAAGUUCCAUUUUUAUACCUUAAGUUUCAGCGUGUGCAACAGCACAAGUGACAAGAACAUUUCAGAAUAGAUCAUCAAGGGGUUUGGACCUAUUUUUAAC
This is a messenger RNA of Manihot esculenta (cassava), 1582 nucleotides long. Its product is annotated as probable E3 ubiquitin-protein ligase XERICO. NCBI's taxonomy places the organism in Eukaryota, Viridiplantae, Streptophyta, Magnoliopsida, Malpighiales, Euphorbiaceae. Gene Ontology annotation, molecular function: zinc ion binding. The coding region runs from base 880 to 1314 and encodes 144 amino acids. The transcript has a single exon. The record is from RefSeq and is a predicted model, not a curated record.